AUGAUAAAGAAGGGAGGUCUGAAGUUGAAGAGCCUGAAAAUUGCCCGUAGCACUGUAGGAAAUGUAAAGGUGAAUGGAAAAAGCAUAGGAAAGGAAGAUGUGAAAAGGAAAAAUGAAGAAAAGCAGAAGAGACUUAAAAUGUACAGGACAAAGGCUAAUAUGAAGAAAAUGAAUACUAAAAUUAAUGAAGUGAGAAGAAUAGAACCAAACAUAAAAUGGUUUAACAAUACGAGAACGAUUAGUCAAAGUAAGUUGGAAAUUUUUCGAAACAAAUUGGAAGAAGCUACACAUGAUCCUUUCAGUAUAGUUAUUAAGAGAUCGAAAAUACCAAUAGAAUUACUUAAUGGAGAAGAAAAUGAUAAUACCACUAAUAGCACCAAUUUUGAAAAGAAGAAAUAUAAAAAUGAGCAUAUGCUAAGAAUAGAAAAUUUUGAUGAUAUAUUUAGUAAAAAGAAAAAAAGGAAAAGGCCUAAAUUAAAUGUUACUAGUUUGGAAGAAUUUGCAAAUAAUGCAAAAAUGAAAUUAACCAAUUAUGAAACAGAAAAAGAUAAUUCUUUAAUUGAAAAAAAAAGUAAAAAUAUAGAAAAAAAAUAUAGUAAAGACCAUUUAUUAAAAAUUGGACAAUCGAAAAGAAUAUGGAACGAAUUAUACAAAGUAAUUGACAGUUCAGAUAUCAUUUUAGAAGUAUUGGAUGCACGCGAUCCUAUAGGAACUAGAUGUAAAAAAUUAGAAGAAAAUUUAAAAAAAGAUAGACCAAAUAAACAUAUUAUACUUAUCAUUAACAAAAUUGAUUUAAUACCAACUAGUGUGGCUCAAAAAUGGAUUCACAUAUUAUCCAAAGAAUAUCCAACCAUAGCUUAUCAUGCAAGUAUUAACAAGCCAUUUGGAAAAAAUGACUUAUUCAAUGUUAUUCGACAAUAUACACAAUUUUUUAAAAAUCAAAGAAAAAAACAUAUUCAUAUUGGUUUAAUCGGAUAUCCGAAUGUUGGAAAAAGUGCUAUAAUCAAUUCUUUAAAAAAAAAAGUUGUCUGCAUUUCUGCAUGUUUACCUGGACAAACUAAAUAUUGGCAGUUCAUCAAAUUAACAAAUAAAAUUUAUCUUAUUGAUUGUCCAGGAAUUGUUCCUUACGAUAUUGAAGAUUCAGAAAAAAUUCUUAGAUGCACCAUGAGACUUGAAAAAAUAACCAAUCCGCAUUUUUACAUAGAUGAUGUUUUUAAAAUGGUUAAUAAAGAACAUCUGCUUCGUAUAUAUAAGUUGUCUCCUGAUCUCGAGUUUCAAAAUUCAGAAGAAUUUCUAGAAAUUCUGGCCAAAAAAAUGGGGAAAUUAUUCAAGGGCGGACAACCAGACAUAACCUCCGUUUCGAAAAUUAUUUUGAACGAUUGGAUUAAGGGAAAAAUUCCGUACUAUGUCGAUCCGGAUGAAUACUUAAACGCAAGGGGAGGAAGACCAGACUCCAUUCCGCACGGCACUCAACAGGGGCUAGUGAUGGAGGAGAGGGUAAAAAUGAAAGUGGAUCAAGAUGGAAUGGACGAUGUGGAUACAGCUAGUGGAGGAGUGGGAGAGGAGGAAGAGGUGGGAGAGGAGGAAGAGGUGGGAGAGGAGGAAGAGGUGGGAGAGGAGGAAGAGGUGGGAGAGGAGGGAGAGGAGGAAGAGGAGGGAGAGGAGGAAGAGGAGGGAGAGGAGGGAGAGGUGCAAUACGACGGAGAAAAUUCAAUAGGAUGA
This is a messenger RNA of Plasmodium gonderi, 1722 nucleotides long. Its product is annotated as GTPase. Gene Ontology annotation, molecular function: GTP binding. The coding region runs from base 1 to 1722 and encodes 573 amino acids. The record is from RefSeq and is a predicted model, not a curated record. Gene Ontology annotation, cellular component: nucleolus. Lineage: Eukaryota; Apicomplexa; Aconoidasida; Haemosporida; Plasmodiidae. The transcript has a single exon.